CUAAGGUCGCCGCUGUUUUGACGGUUAUUUGGACCCCAUUUUCCAAUAUAAAUCACCCAGUUUCGCUGGGUCUCUCUUCCUUAUCACGCCCACCACCACCACCACCGCCCUAACGCUCCUUUUCUGUCCUUCCACAAACUAAAACAUACAUCAUUUUAGUCUACUUCCACAAUGCCUCUUUCGCAACUCGUCCUCCCGUCUUUUACGCUGGUUCUCAGCAACUCUGUUACCCUGCGCGACUUCCAACGCGCCCAUACUCGCGAAAUUCACAUUCCCAUCCUUGCUCCAUCAAGCGACGAGGAAUUUAUGCGUACGAUUGACCUCCGUGACACGGCCCCAGCCUCAGCCUUCAUCACGUAUAAGUGCACCUAUUAUCCGGAUCAAGACGCCGCGUCCCUGUUUGGCGACGUGAACGGCGAGGAACUUGCUCCAGAUGGGCAUUUCUGGCGACGCUUGGUGUUGAAGGUCAAGGGCUUCGCAGGGAGGCUCUUCGCUGCCUGAUUUUUCACCGUUGGAUGGACUCUCUACUUUCACCGAUUAUUGCUCGUUAACGUCUUGCUCUCGCUCCUUCUUGCACAUCACUCAUCGCAUAGUCAAUGGUUUGUCGCCUCCUGUGUAGUACUGUCUUGCACAUUCCGCCGCACAAACUUCUCCUUCAUUUGUAUCAUAUAUAAUUCACCCAGAUCUGUUGAAUAGUUUAUACUCAAGCCCAGAAAAAUAUAGUUGUCGUACAUUCAAUCCUUGCCAUAAUUGCUGCACGUCAUCCGG
Molecule: messenger RNA, 768 nt
Organism: Laccaria bicolor S238N-H82
Lineage: Eukaryota; Fungi; Basidiomycota; Agaricomycetes; Agaricales; Hydnangiaceae
Exons: 4
Coding region: 172-501 (109 amino acids)
Source: RefSeq, a predicted model, not a curated record